This is a messenger RNA of Morchella sextelata, 795 nucleotides long. RefSeq lists its product as uncharacterized. Lineage: Eukaryota; Fungi; Ascomycota; Pezizomycetes; Pezizales; Morchellaceae. Gene Ontology annotation, molecular function: nucleic acid binding. The coding region runs from base 1 to 795 and encodes 264 amino acids. Gene Ontology annotation, biological process: DNA integration. The record is from RefSeq and is a predicted model, not a curated record. The transcript has 2 exons.
AUGAGCGCCCUACAUGAUUCGAAGCCCACAAGCCACAUGGGUCAAUUCAAAACUGCAGAGCAUCUUCGGGCACUGUUCUUUUGCCCAAAGAUGGACAAUGAUAUGGGAGAAUACGUAUGGAGUUGCGAUACAUGUCAAAGCAAUAAAAGCUCCAGUCAUGAAAAGUACAGGAUGCUACCAUAUUCAGAGGUCCCCAAUACUCCUUGCAGCUCCAUCUCUAUGGACUUUUUCGUUAGUUUGCCAGAAUCUGAAGCCUAUACCCGUAUCGGGGUUAUUGUUGAACGCUUGACAAAAAUCACCUACUUCAUACCGCUCAAGACCGAGGCAACAAUCAAGGAACUUUCGCAGAUAUUCCUUCAAGAAAUAUGCCGACUACAUGGACUAUCCGAAUUAUUCAUUUCUGAUCGGGACUUCAGAUUCGAAAGCAAGUUCUGGCAUUCAUUGAUCAAGCUUCUCGGAGUCAACCUUUGUCUGUCUACGGCAUAUCGUCCCCAAGCUGACAGAAGGAAGCUGGACAAUGCCAAUGUUUCCAGUCCCGUACCAAAGUUCAAGUGGAAAGCUCUUUGGAAAACUAUGAGGACAGAUAUUUUUAAGGCACAGGCCCGGCAGAAGAAAUGGUAUGACCAGAAGCAUAUGAAACCUCCAGAACCUGAAGAUGGGGAUAAGGUGAUGAUGGACCGACGCAAUAUGGUUGCCAAUCGACCCUCAAGCAAGCUUGACUACAAGAAACUAUGUCUCUUUGAGGUUGAUGAGAAACUUGUUGUUGCGUUCUACACGCUGAAGCUUCCCUCUUAA